Messenger RNA from Pelobates fuscus (common spadefoot toad), 1419 nucleotides. RefSeq lists its product as uncharacterized. The coding region runs from base 1 to 1386 and encodes 461 amino acids. Gene Ontology annotation, molecular function: phospholipid scramblase activity. Gene Ontology annotation, biological process: plasma membrane phospholipid scrambling. The transcript has 8 exons. The record is from RefSeq and is a predicted model, not a curated record. Gene Ontology annotation, cellular component: plasma membrane. Lineage: Eukaryota; Metazoa; Chordata; Amphibia; Anura; Pelobatidae.
AUGCGCCUGUGGCUCGACCUCUAUAGGAAUCGGGCUGCGGCACGGAUCCUGGUGGAUGGGUUUGAGCAAGGGUUUUGGAUCCCUUUCUCUGAGCGCCCUCCGUUGCUCUCCGUACGGAACCUCAUGUCCAUGCGGGCUUUCCCUCAGGUGGUGCGGGCCAAAUUGACUAAGGAGGUCUCCCUGGGUCGGAUGGCCGGCCCGUUCUCCACCCCGCCGAUGGCUAAUUUGCGGGUUUCUCCAUUGGGUGUGGUGCCUAAGAAGGAUCCUGGGAAGUAUCGUUUAAUUCACCAUUUGUCAUACCCUCGUGGGGGCUCGGUGAAUGACGACAUUUCCACGGAACUUUGCAUGGUUUCCUAUGCGUCCUUUGAUGCGGCGGUUCGCAUGGUCCGGGCGGCAGGCCCGGGGGCCUUGCUGGCUAAGGCGGAUGUGGAAUCUGCCUUUUGGCUGCUCCCGGUGCACCAAAGGGAGCUUGUGUUGGGAUCUGAGAAAGUGAUUGCGACAUAUCACACACCCUCCUACUAUUUCCUUCCAAGGGAAUAUAAAAACAGAGACAGCCAGCAACCGAGAGAGACAGUAUCUGAGAGACACAGCCAGCUUCAGGGAAAGACAGCCAGUAUCCAGAGAGAGACAGUGUCCGAGAAAGACAGUCAGCGUCUGGGAGAGACAGCCAGCGUCCAGAGGAGGUGCCAUCUGAGAGAGACAGCCAGCUUCCAGGAGAGCCAGCCAGUGACUGAGAGAGACAGUGAACGUAAGAAAUUUGCUAUGGCAGGGAACCCACUGAUACCUCCAGGUCUAGAACCUUUCCUUGGGGUUGAUAAGGUCCAUGUUAAAGAAACACGAGAAAGCUUAUUCCAGAGUUACAGUACGUUCGACUUGCUAACUGCUGAUGAUAGGCUGGUGUACAGGGCAGAGGAACAAAGAGAUUGCUGCGGACCAAGAUUUGACAUUCGGAUUCGGGACAUUCAGGGAUAUGACGUCUUCAAUGCUCUUCUCCCCUCAGACUUCUGUAGCUGUGAGACAAGGAUGGUAGUUUCUGUCCCUACUGGUAUGCCAUUGGGCUACAUAGACAAAAGUUGGGGCAGUUUAACCUCAUCCUUCACGCUGUUGACAUCUCUUGGAGAACCUUCUCUCAAAGUACAUGGCGGUGGAUGGAGCUUUAUGUCUGACAAAAACUACGAGAUUACAGCGUACAACGAUAAUGUCGUUUUGGGCGUCAUCACUCAUGUAUGGCGAGGAGUACGAAAGGAAAUGCUCAGCAGCAAAGACUACUACACUAUUCAGUUCCCGAGUGAUCUCGACGUUAAAAUCAAAGCAUUAUUGGUGGCCUGCGCAAUGCUUAUAGAUUACUUACACCGUGAACAGAGAAGACAAAGCAAUAAUUCUUAGUGAGGACAAACCAAUCUGUAAUAAAGAGUCAAG